UUCUUCUCCGGCAGGCUUGAAAGCAAAAAUCAAGGGCAGAGUCGGAGCAAAGACGAGAUGCAUCGUCCCAUUUUUGGGCAUUCUUUUGCCGUGCUCGUGGCACCCAUCCUUCUCUCCGUGCUCGCGUUCAAAUUUCUCAAUAAGAAGAAAGUUGGCGUGAAUGGAAAUGCAAAAGAUGCUGGUUCUGGCGCAUCUGGUUCAUCAACUGUGACAACGGAAGCUGAUUCCAGUGGAUCUAGUUCGUUGACCCCACCAUCUAGAAAUCACUAUGAGGUGUUCUUGAGUUUUAGAGGACUAGAUACUCGAAAAGGAUUCAUCGAUCACCUCUACAAUGGGCUCAUCGAUGCCGGAAUUCAUGCUUUCAAAGACGAUAACGAGCUCCGCCAAGGCGAGAAGAUCAGACCAGAUCUUUUGGCAGCCAUUAAGAACAGUAAGAUCUUGAUCCCCAUUCUUUCUGUGAAUUAUGGUGAGAGCAGUUGGUGCCUAGAUGAACUGGUUCAAAUAAUGGAGUGCAAAAAUAAUAGCACGGGGCAUAUAGUGUUGCCCAUAUUCUACAAAGUGGAAGUAGCUCACGUGCGGCAUCAAAUCGGGAGUUUUGGAAAGACAUUUCAGGAGCGUGAAAGCCGUUUGCGCAAGAGGGGCUUUGACCCAAUGAUUUUGGAGAAGUGGAAGCAAGCACUCAUCGAAGUCAGUUCCUUGAAAGGAUUCAACGCGGAUGGGUAUGAAGGAGAAUUGGUGAAAUUGGUCGUCCGGAAAGUCUUGAAUGAGUUGAAGAAAGAGUUUGAGUUGGUUAUUUCUGAGAAUUUGGUCGAAAUCGAUAGACAUAUAAAGAAGGUUAUGGAAUUUGUCAAUAACAAUUCUCGUGCCACCCUAUUUGUGGGCAUCCACGGGAUGGGAGGUAUCGGUAAGACAACUUUUGCUAAAACCAUCUACAACAAGUUGUCCAACAAAUUUGAGCAUCGUAGCUUCAUUGCUGAUAUUAGGGAAUCAUAUAAGCGUAAUGGCCCUGAAUACUUGCAAAAUCAAUUAAUCCAUGAUAUAUUGAAGCAUACUAAUCAAGUUUCUAAUAGGGAUGAAGGGAUUAGGUUUAUCUCAUCCAAGUUUAAAGGUGAGAAAGUCCUAAUUCUUCUUGACGAUGUGGAUGAUGAUGAUCAAUUGAUGGCUUUGGCUAGAAAUCACAAUUGGUUUUCUUUGGGAAGUAUAAUCAUUAUUACCACCAGAAACAAGAGUAUUCUUGACAAUGCCGAGGUGGACUACAACUAUGAACUUGAGGAAAUGGAUGAGGAUAUAUCUUCGAUUUUGUUUAGUAGACAUGCAUUUAGAAAGGAUGCUCCACCAAGUGAAUUUGAUGUGCUCACUCGUGAUGUUGUAUCCACCACCGGAGGGCUUCCCUUAUCCCUAGAGGUUUUGGGUUCAUUUCUACGCGAUAAAAAGCCAAACAUAUGGAGAGAUACGAUAAAAAAAUUAAGAAAGGUCCCUCACAAGAAAGUGCAAGAAAAGCUAAAAAUAAGCUAUGAUGCAUUAGAGUAUGGACAACAACAGAUAUUUUUGGAUAUUGCUUGUUUUUUCAUUGGCACUGAUGGGAGAAUCGCAUCCUACAUGUGGGACGCUUGUGACUUCUUUCCAAAUGAGGGAAUUGAAGUAUUGAGAUCGAUGUCAUUAAUAAAGGUUGGAGACGAUCAUGAGCUCAUAAUGCAUGAUCAAUUGAGAGAUCUUGGUAGAGAUAUCAUCUGCAAGGAAAACGAAAGAGAGCCUCAAUACCGUAGCAGGUUAUGGGACACCAAGGAAGUUAUGGAAGUGCUAAGGAGAAAUAAGGGCACAAGUAAGAUUGAGGCCCUUUGUCUUCACAGAUAUUUUGAUUUGGGAGGAAGCUACACAGCCUACACAGCUGAACAAUUUAAAGAAUUGACCAACUUGAGGUUCUUUCAAGUGAACAAUGCGAAUCUCACCGGAGAUUUUCAGAACUUGCUUCCUCAGUUAAGAUGGCUCAAAUGGAAUAAUUGUCCCUCGGAUUUUGAAGUGACCAACUUUCAUCCAAAGAAAUUAAUCGUGCUUGAUCUAUCGUGGAAUCAGAUUUUGAAGGACUGGAAAGGAUGGGGUCCACUAAAGAUGGCAACCGAGCUCAAAGUUCUCAACCUCGAGAAUUGUGAUUUGAGAAGAACUCCCGACUUGUCCGCUUUCAAGAGCUUGGAGAUUUUGACUCUUGAAUAUUGUGACAAUCUGGAAGAGAUUCAUCCUUCUAUCCAAGACAUCAAGACCCUCAUCUCCUUGAAUGUCAACGGGUGUUCGGAACUGAAGGAGCUACCGCUAGGAGUAGGUAGAAUGGAAGAAUUAAGGGAGCUUCUCAUAAAUGACACUAAUAUACGAGAGAUUCCUAUUUCGAGAGGUUGUUUGAUGAAGCUGGAGACUCUAGAUGCCUCAAAUUGUGAACAACUUGCUCAACUUCCAGAAUCCUUAGGCUCACUUGUGUCGUUAACUCAGCUGGACCUAUUAAGGACGGGAAUUGAAGAAUUACCUGAAUCAAUUGGUUCUUUAAAGAAGCUCAAGACUCUUGAUGCCUCUUAUUGUGCAUCAUUAGCCCACAUAUCAAGCUCCAUAGGCAAUCUAACAUCUCUCUCUCUCCUUGACCUAAGGGGAUGUAGUAAACUUGCUCAACUUCCGGACACCAUAGGCUCCCUCGUGUCUUUGCGGAGCUUAUCAUUAUCAAAAUGCCACUCGCUGAGAAAAAUCCCAGACUCGAUCGGAAAGUUAGAAUCAUUGACUGAGCUACAUUUAGAAUCUACAGCAAUUGAAGAAUUACCUGAGUUCAUUGGUUCUCUCAAGAAGCUCAAGACUCUUGAUGCCUCUUAUUGUGUAUCAUUAGCCCACAUAUCAAGCUCUAUAGGCAAUCUAACAUCUCUCUCUCUCCUUGAUCUAAGGGGAUGCAGUAAACUUGCUCAACUUCCGGACACCAUAGGCUCCCUCGUGUCUUUGCAGCGCUUAUCAUUAUCAAAAUGCCACUCGCUGAGAAAAAUCCCAGGCUCGAUCGGAAAGUUAGAAUUAUUGACCGAGCUACAUUUAGAAUCUACAGCAUUUGAAGAAUUACCCGAGUCCAUUGGUUCUCUAAAAAAGCUCAAGACUCUUGAUGCCUCUUAUUGUGCAUCAUUAGCCCACAUAUCAAGCUCCAUAGGCAAUCUAACAUCUCUCUCUCUCCUUGACCUAAGGGGAUGCAGUAAACUUGCUCAACUUCCGGACACCAUAGGCUCCCUCGUGUCUUUGCGGAGCUUAUCAUUAUCAAAAUGCCACUCGCUGAGAAAAAUCCCAGACUCGAUCGGAAAGUUAGAAUCAUUGACUGAGCUACAUUUAGAAUCUACAGCAAUUGAAGAAUUACCUGAGUUCAUUGGUUCUCUCAAAAAGCUCAAGACUCUUGAUGCCUCUUAUUGUGUAUCAUUAGCCCACAUAUCAAGCUCCAUAGGCAAUCUAACAUCUCUCUCUCUCCUUGAUCUAAGGGGAUGCAGUAAACUUGCUCAACUUCCGGACACCAUAGGCUGCCUCGUGUCUUUGCGGAGCUUAUCAUUAUCAAAAUGCCACUCGCUGAGAAAAAUCCCAGACUCGAUCGGAAAGUUAGAAUCAUUGACUGAGCUACAUUUAGAAUCUACAGCAAUUGAAGAAUUACCUGAGUUCAUUGGUUCUCUCAAGAAGCUCAAGACUCUUGAUGCCUCUUAUUGUGUAUCAUUAGCCCACAUAUCAAGCUCCAUAGGCAAUCUAACAUCUCUCUCUCUCCUUGAUCUAAGGGGAUGCAGUAAACUUGCUCAACUUCCGGACACCAUAGGCUCCCUCGUGUCUUUGCAGCGCUUAUCAUUAUCAAAAUGCCACUCGCUGAGAAAAAUCCCAGACUCGAUCGGAAAGUUAGAAUCAUUGACUAAGCUACAUUUUGAAUCUACAGCAUUUGAAGAAUUACCCGAGUCCAUUGGUUCUCUCAAGAAGCUCAAGACUCUUGAUGCCUCUUGUUGUGCACAAUUAGCCCACAUAUCAAACUCCAUAGGCCAUCUAACAUCUCUGAUUCUCCUUGACCUAAGGGGAUGCAGUAAACUUGCUCAACUUCCGGACACCAUAGGCUCCCUCGUGUCUUUGCAGUGCUUAUUAUUAUCGGGAUGUCACUCGUUGAUAGAAAUCCCAGUCUCCAUCGGAAAGUUGGCAUUAUUGACCGAGCUGCAUUUAAAAUCUACAGGGAUUAUGGAAUUGCCUGAAAGCAUGAAGAAUAUGCGGAAUUUGAGGAUGUUGGACAUUAGUGGAACUCCCAUGACAGAAUUACUUGAUGAUCGGGAAAUAUUGGCAGAACUCCAAGAGUUGAAAGCUUCAGGAGGAAAAAAUCCGGAAGGACCAGGUGAACUGGUUUCGCCAAACAAUCUUGAUUUAGACAAGCUUCAAAAACUGUCAGAACUGCGCUCUCGCGUACUUGCUUUAGUUCUCUUAAAGCGUCCCAGGACUUCUCCUGCCAACAACUCAGCCAUGGUCUACCAAACAGCAGAUUCUGAACAUGUUUUGAAGAGACCAAGACCUUUUGGAACAUCAGAUGAAGUAAAUAAUUUACCGGUAAACAUUCUGCCUGUCACAUACAACUGCCAGAGCCUCUGUCAGAAUUCUUCAGAUGACUUGCCCAGAAAUGUAGUCAUUACCCUAAGUCAAGAUUCACCUGUUAAGAGUAUGGAUUUCCAUCCAGUGCAACAAAUUCUGCUGCUUGUGGGAACAAAUAUGGGCGAUGUCAUGGUAUGGGAAGUAGGCAGCCAUGCAAGGAUUGCUUUGAGAAAAUUCAAGGUUUGGGAUCUGGGAAAAUGUUCAAUGGCGCUGCAGGCUUCUCUGGCCAAUGAUUAUACAGCAUCGGUUAACCGUGUAAUGUGGAGUGCUGAUGGAAAGUUUUUUGGGGUUGCUUAUUCCAAACAAAUGGUGCAUAUAUACUCAUAUCAUGGUGGUGAUGACAUAAGGAACCACCUUGAGAUUGAGGCUCAUGUUGGAAGUGUUAAUGAUCUUGCCUUUUCAUAUUUAAACGAACAGUUAUGUGUUGUGACCUCAGGAGAGGACAGGUCGAUCAAGGUAUGGGAUACAGUGACUGGGGCUAUGCAACGGAGUUUCGAGGGUCAUGAAGCACCUGUAUAUUCCAUAUGUCUACACCGCAAAGAAAAUGUUCAGUUCAUCUUCUCAACAUCAGCAGAUGGGAAAAUUAAGGCUUGGCUCUAUGACAACAAGGUGUCAAUAGUUGACUAUGAUGCACCGGGUCCCUCUUCUACCAAGAUCGCAUACAGCGCCGAUGGAACAAGGUUGUUCUCAUCUGGGACCAAUAAAGAAGGAGAGUCAUACUUGGUUGAAUGGAAUGAAAGUGAAGGGGCUGUCAACCGUACGUAUCAUGGACUUGGAAAGAGAUCUGGUGGGGUUGUGCAGUUUGAUACCACCAAAAACGGAUUUUUGGCUGCUGGUGACGAGUUCAUGGUCAAAUUUUGGCAUAUGGACAAUAAUAAUCUGCUGACAAGUACCGAUGCUGAGGGUGGAUUGCCGGCUUUCCCUUGUAUUAGAUUUAACAAGGAAGGAAUUCUAUUAGCUGUCUCAACAAGCGACGAUACUAUCAAAAUUUUAGCAAAUGCUGAUGGGAUUAGGCUGCUACGGACAGUGGACAAUCGGCCUUUUGAUGCUUCUAGAGUCACUCCUGGACCUCUUAUGAAGCUGCAGCUACCGGCAACUGCAACACUUGGUUCUGGUAAUGCUACUGUUGGGGCAAGCCUGGGUGAUAGAUGUGCUCCAGUGGCAGCAAUGGUUGGUAUGAACAAUGAGGGCAUGGCCGAUGUGAAGCCCAGAAUUGCUAACGAGUCAGGAGACAAAUGGCAAAUUUGGAAACUGACAGAAAUCAAUGAACCAUCACAAUGCUGCUCCAUGAGGCUACCUGAUGACUCAACAGCUACGACGGUCUCGAGAUUAAUCUAUACAAACUCAGGUCAUGCCAUUCUGGCUUUAUCAUCGAAUGCUGUACACAAGCUCUGGAAAUGGGCAAGAAAUGAUCAGAACUUAACAGGCAGGGUAAGGAAUCUUUCUUUUCAUGAAAUUGGCAAGGCUACAACUAGUGUAGUACCACAGUUAUGGCAACCUUAUGGCGGGAAUUUGAUGACCAAUGACACAAGCGAUACAAAUCCUGAAGAUGCAGUUCCGUGCUUUGCACUGUCAAAGAAUGAUUCUUAUCUAAUAUCAGUAUCAGGGGGGAAGAUCUCUUUGUUCAAUAUGAUGACUUUUAAGACGAUGACAAAAUUUAUGCCCCCACCACCACCAAAUAAUGGCAUUAUUGCAAUAGGAAUGGAGGACUCCUCUAUUCAAGUUUACGAUGUUCAUGAUGAUGAGGUCCAGACAAAACUAAAAGGACAUAAGAGAAUAGUCAUAGGCUUUGACCUCUCAACUCCCUUAACUGUUCUCGUGUCUUCUGGCUCUAACUCUCAGACAAUAACAACAUUUAUUCGCGCACGACAAGCAGCAACAUUUCUGGCAUUCCUUCCUGGAAACAGUUUCAUUAUUGCAAUGGGGAUGGAGGACUCCUCUAUUCAAAUCUACGAUAUAGUAUCUCGUCAGGUCAAGGUAAUACUAAGAGGACAUCAGAAAAGAAUAACAGGCCUUGCCUUCUCUAAUGUCCUAAAUGUUCUCGUGUCUUCUGAUGCUGACUCUCAGUUGUGUGUUUGGAGCACUGAGGGAUGGGAGGAGGAGGAGCCGCCUAGUAAGUUUCAGCAGAUGCUGACUAGGCGAAGCACAGCUCCUCUUGCUAUUACUCGUGUUCAAUUUCACGUGGAUCAGAUACAUCUGCUGGUGGUUCAUGAAACACAGAUCGCCAUAUAUGAAGCUCCUAAACUAAAAUGCCACAAGCAGUGGGUUACUCGAGAAGCUAGCGGUCCAAUCACAGAUGCUACAUAUUCAUGCAAUGGCCAAUCAAUAUAUUUGAGCUUUAAAGACGGAAGCAUCGGUGUUCUUACUGCUUCUGAACUCAGAUUGAGAUGCCGUAUAAAUCCUGCCGCUUAUAUCCCUUCAAACCCCAGCUCGAGAGCCUACCCGCUAGUCAUUGCAGCACAUCCAUCUGAACCUAACCAGUUUGCACUAGGGCUUACCGAUGGCAGCGUCUAUGUGCUUGAGCCAUUGGAAUCUGAAGGAGAGUGGGGUACUUCUCCUCCUGUUGAAGAUGGAACUGGGCCUAGCAUGACCUCCGGCGCAACCAGUUCAGAUCAACCCCAAAGGUAGUGCAGGCCAUGUCUCUUCCUGUGGAACAUUGAGCAUUAAAAUGUGGAGCCGGUUUUCCUUCGCCGGACUCGAUUCAAGUUUUUGAGGGAUGCUGCAGAGGGUAGAUUUUCCAGCCUCGGGGGUACUUCCUCUGGACAUAUAGUUCAGUACAGUAUGCCUUGAGUGGUACAAUAAGCAUCCUAUUCGACUUCUCCUCAAGUCUUGCGGUGAUAAUUUGUUUUGUUGUGUUCAUUUAGGCUGAUUUGAAAGUGUAAAAAAGAAGAACAUGAGAUUAGGGUGUUGCUUAGAAGGCGUUGUGUAUUCAAGCUGGAGGCAGAUAUCCAACUUUAGUUCGCAAGCUAAAAGCUCGGUCUCAAUGCUUAUGGUUACAAAGUUUGAAUUAAUGAGACAGAAGUGGAAUGAACGCAUAUAUGGAAAGAAAUUCCGAUAACCAUAAUUCAUGAUCUUAGUGUAUCUAAGCCCACGCUAACCCCAUCUUAUUAUUCUUAUUAUUAUUUAUCCGUUUUUCCUCUUUUCUUA
Molecule: messenger RNA, 7764 nt
Organism: Syzygium oleosum
Lineage: Eukaryota; Viridiplantae; Streptophyta; Magnoliopsida; Myrtales; Myrtaceae
Product: topless-related protein 4-like
Exons: 25
Coding region: 58-7245 (2395 amino acids)
Biological process (GO): regulation of DNA-templated transcription; signal transduction
Molecular function (GO): ADP binding; protein binding
Source: RefSeq, a predicted model, not a curated record